Sesamum indicum (sesame) is the source of this 1198-nucleotide messenger RNA. RefSeq names its product E3 ubiquitin-protein ligase CSU1. Gene Ontology annotation, molecular function: ubiquitin protein ligase activity. The record is from RefSeq and is a predicted model, not a curated record. NCBI's taxonomy places the organism in Eukaryota, Viridiplantae, Streptophyta, Magnoliopsida, Lamiales, Pedaliaceae. Gene Ontology annotation, cellular component: nucleus.
ACUUCUGUAACCUGUUUGAUAGAACAAAUCCCUGCACUGGAUUUUAGGGUUUCUUUUUAGCUAUUCCCCUAAUUUCCCAAUUGAAGGUAUUUUCGCGAUUGUUCCGAACAUCCUGUGCAUAGUAUAUCAGGAAAAUGCCUCAAAGGCACUCGAAGAACAAUAAUGAUUUAGCAUUCUUCACGUACGAUGAGAAGCGGAAGCUGGGCUACGGCACGCAGAAGGAGAGAUUGGGCAAAGAUUCUAUUAAACCCUUCGAUGCGUGUUGUCUCUGCUUGAAGCCUUUUAUCGAACCCAUGUCCUGCCUCAAGGGCCAUGUUUUCUGUAAAGAAUGCAUCCUUGAGUGUCUCUUAGCGCAAAAGAAAGAUAUUCAGAGAAAGCUAUCAGCCCAUGCUGCUCAACAGAAGCAAGAAAAAGAAGAAGAAGAGGAGAGACUAAUGCUGCAAAAAGCUAGAGAGCUUGAUGCAUUUGAUCAGCAGAACCAUGGGGCAGUACCACAGUACAACGAUAAGAACUAUAACAGAGACAAGAAUGGUUUCCACGGGGCAAAUAGUGUAAAGACCACCUCAUAUGAAGAGGAAGCACUCCGGACCAUGAAGGCAUUUUGGCUGCCUUCUGCGACACCCGAAGCUCCUAAAAAGGUAGAGGCCCCCUCAACAGACACAAUUUGUCCAGAAGGGAAGGAAAAACUAAGACUAAAGACUCUUUUUCCCAUCUAUUUUACGGAAGACACUAGUGAACAGAAGAGAUCGAGUUUGCUUGAUAAGACAUAUAUCUGUCCUAGCUGCAAGGUCACACUGACAAACACGCUCUCACUUGUGGCCUUGAGUUCCUGUGGGCACGUCUUCUGCAAGAAGUGUGCUGAUAAAUUCAUGGCGGUUGAUAAGGUUUGUUUAGUAUGUGAUAAGCAAUGCAAAGAGAGGAAUCUUGUCAGUUUGGCAAAGGGAGGCACUGGUUUUGCAGGACAUGGAGAUCAUCUUGAAGCAACAGAUUUCAAACAUUUAGGAAGUGGUUCAGGGCUCGGGCUUGUAAGACCUGCAGCAAAGACUUGAUCCUGAGAUGCUAUUACAUCCUGUUGGAUUUGCAACUGUAUUCAUGUUCUUUUCUGCGUGGUUCGGAUCGAGAUUUCCUCUCGUUGUUUUAUCUUGUUUGGAUGUAUCCACAAAAAUAAAAUAAAUAAAUAUAUGUUAGUUGUACUGUA